Molecule: messenger RNA, 3475 nt
Organism: Hyalella azteca
Lineage: Eukaryota; Metazoa; Arthropoda; Malacostraca; Amphipoda; Hyalellidae
Exons: 9
Coding region: 41-2545 (834 amino acids)
Source: RefSeq, a predicted model, not a curated record
CACCUCGGACGUUGCAAGGGCAGGGUAGCAGUCGGUCAAGAUGGUGCAAUCGGGACGACUUGUGCUGUUGGUUUCGUUGGUAGUUGCGUUAGGAACUGCAAACGAAUUGAACUCAUCUACAAAUGAUGUCGUCGUACCUGAUCUCGCUAAAAUAGACAGUGCACUCUUGCAAUCUUUGUCUGCAGAUAAAUUACUGUCGUUGUGGUUCAUAUUCGUCCUGAGUGAUCCGCACAAAAUUGCCGAUCAGCCAUGGACUUUGUUCGUCCCCCUGAACUCGGGACUCCCUGGCCCCGGGGUGGGCGGGUUUCUUAAAGACAAACUUGAGACCAAAAAUCUCCUCCUCAACCACGUGGUGCUGGGCUCUGCCGUGGACCUCGCUGCGGAGGAGCGCCAGCAGCUUACAUCUCUUGGAGGCGUUCCCAUAACGAUAGUCACGGAUAACGAAGGAACAAAAGUGAAUGGCAUUAAGGUGGUGCCCAGCAGCAUUGCUGUCGAUGGAGGCACAGUAGUGAUUCUGGAAAAGCAUCUGCCUAUUGAAACCGCCACUGAAAUACUCGAUAACUCCAUUCAAAGUGAGACGAAAUCGGACACUUCUGAGGCUCCUGUUAUCGUGAGAAUGAGGAAGGUCGUCGCAUCACAGAACCCUAGACCAUCGCCGUUGAUGGUUGGCCGUCGCAAGAAAGACUCAACUUCACUCGAUGGUUCAGGAAAACCACCAGUAGGGUCCUCCAGAUUCGAAAAAUUCAAGUCCAUCCGACGGAAGAGCUUCAACGAGAAGACUCCUGAACAAAACCUCCCUGUUGUUGCUACUUCCACAACCGAGAAACCUGAAAUUCUCACAACCACAGAAAUUAUUGAUGAAGGAACAACCACUGAGGUUGUUGUGGUUCAAGACGAUACAGAAUCUCCGCAAACAGAAGAAAUUACAGGAUUAAGUGAAGAGUUUACAACUCCGACGACAACAAUAAGCCCUGUGGACAUAUUUUCCUUCUUCGCAAAUGUCAUUUCCUCGACCGAAUCUGAAGGUACCACAACUGAACCUGACCUUCUAUCGCGUUCUUUUGAUGAAAUAGUUGAACCAACGACCAGUCUAACAGAAGAUUUGACUGAAAUAGAAGUAACGACUUUAGAACCUACUUCUGAGAGCGAGAAUGAAGCCGUAAUUCUCAAUAAACAAACUGUUUCUGACAGCGACUUCGUACCAUUUAACGAAUUCUUCAGUUCACAAACAACGAAAAAAUCGACCAUUGAUGCCCCUGUGGUUGAGAUCCAAGCCACGGGCGAGGUUUUUAGCGACACAAAAAGUUCGAGCAAUUUUUCAGAUUUCCUCGACUGGAUGAAAAAUGAAAUUAAUUCUCGGCAGCAGUUCGGAGGCAAGGAGUUCCUACAUCACCUUGUAGAGUCGGGCGUUUCUCAGAAGCUAACCGAACCAAAACAGUUCACGGCCAUCAUACCCACGGACGAGGCUUUCUACGCCUUCUACCCCAUCGACUGGGGCUUCAACCCCUUCUUGGUUGAGAGCUUCCUGAAGAAGACCCUUCAGGAGCACCUGCUGGAGGGCGACGUCGCUCUCGAAGACCUUCCUGACGGCGCCAGAGUGAUCACCCUCGCUGGCAACAGCGUCAGCAUCAACAAGACAAACGGCGUGCUCGCAGUAGGCGGAGUUCGGGUGUUGGCUGAGAGCGAAUCUAUCGGUCCGUUCGGCCGCAUUUAUUCCGUACCCAAGUUCUUCAACGUCAACCACGCCACCGUGGCAAUGCUGCAGAAGACUCAUCCUCACUUGGAGCGCGCCCCUCUGUUGGGCAGCCCCUGGCCCAUGUCCCAGUUCCUCUCACACCUCCUACAGAAGACUGAGCCUACUGCAUUCACCAUCACCUUUCAGCAGCGCGACCAAACUAUGAGCAAAUUCGCUUCGUAUCUCGCACGUUCACAUCUCUCUCAUCUGGCGCGCUCUUUUGAUGACGAAUCGAACCACUUGGAGUACACAGCUCUGGUGCCUUCAGACAGCGACAUCAAAGCUUGGAUCGCUUCUGCUAAGCCAAGAGUCGCCGCCGAGUUGCUGGAGGACUCAUUCCCCGUAUUCCCUAACGAUCCUUUCUUCGCCGAUACCGAGGAAAGGAACCGCCUCGUUGGGAGCCACAUUCUUAAAGGGCGGCUCAAUGUUGAGGAUCUCAAGAACAUGACUCAAGUGACCACGAUAUUGAACGAUACUUUGCCUGUUACCGUCACUGAUGAUGGUGUAAUUAGCAUCGGAGGCACUGAGCUCGAGCUGCCUGGCGAGAGCAUCUAUAAUCUCGGUGUGAUGUACAGAGUGAAGGGACCUCUCCUCCUACAACACAUACCGUCCGUAAAAAAUGAACAAGUUUUCCCCGAAGUUGAAAGCGAGCUGGAGAGCGCAGCAGAAGCGACGUUACCGCCACAGCCGCGUGUUGUCACCAGGACCGAGGUGAGCGUCAGCCGCCAGGUCAACAACGGCAACAUAGAGCCUGUACCGGUCGCUGCCUUCCUACAGAACUUGGCUCGACACCCUCAACUCGUUUUCUAAAUUCAUCUUCAUUGCCAGUACUAAAUUUUCUCAUAUUUAUGAACAUAUAUGGUAAUUUUUUUAUGUAAAAUGUCACGUUACCUCUGCUGUUUUUCACUGAGAAUCGCUCCAGUUACCUAGGCCUUUAGGUAUGAAUAGCGAUGAUAACGAUUUAUGUAUCCUUAGAGCUUAGACAAAGAAUACAUGGGUGGAUCUUUCGGACAUUCGAACAAAAAACAAAGGAAUUGAACUUCAGCCAAAAUUUAGACCAAAAGGAUAAGAUAAAUCAACAAAGUAUAUAUUUUUUUGUUACUUCAUAGGCGCAAGGUCUAAUGCCUUAGUCAUGGUCUACACACGUUUUGAUUUCUUAUUUGUAAUUUAAUAAUGAAAAGUACCUAUUUUAAAAUUUACAAGUAUGAAAAUAUAUAGGUAUAUCUCGUGUUUUAAAUUUCCACUAAGCAAAACUAUAAAUACAAGAAUUUAGUGUGGUUAGCCUUUGUUAUUUUCUCACAAAAUGUAUCACUAACAUGAUAGGUAGGUAUUCAAUAUGUAAAGCUACAUUAAGCCCCAUUUAAGUGCGCAUUAAGGGAAUGCUCAUCAUCUGUGGUUGCGUUCCUUUCACUUGCAAAGGUACGACAAUAUUUUUAAAGCUUGGUGGAGACCAAAUUUACUCUGUAAAUAACAUUUUUUAGCCCUGCAUCUAUAAGUACCUAACCUUAGUAUCAUUUGUGAAUAUUCUUCAACAGUACAUUUUUUAUAGAGGCCAGUAAUUUUAAGUAACCCUAAGUGCUUUGACAUGCAUACCAUAGUCCAUAGUUUAACAUUUUUGACUGCUGAUGCCAGAAUUCAAGUUUGGCAAACAAACUGUAUACUAGUAUGUAUCUUGCAUUUUUGAAUGACUGGACUUCAACAUCAUGUAUUUUUACAGUUCAAUAAAUAGUUUUAAAUUUC